Molecule: messenger RNA, 2883 nt
Organism: Penicillium cinerascens
Lineage: Eukaryota; Fungi; Ascomycota; Eurotiomycetes; Eurotiales; Aspergillaceae
Product: vacuolar protein sorting protein DigA
Exons: 3
Coding region: 1-2883 (960 amino acids)
Biological process (GO): intracellular protein transport; vesicle-mediated transport; endosome organization
Cellular component (GO): HOPS complex; endosome
Molecular function (GO): protein-macromolecule adaptor activity
Source: RefSeq, a predicted model, not a curated record
AUGGCGCUGGAAGGAGCCAGCAGUUAUGUUGCUCCAAGCAACCUAACGGAGCCCUCAGAAUCCCUACCUAUCUUUGACGUCCAGCGGGUGCAACUCCAGUUUCCCAUCGCCGCGGACUUCGUCGCGGCCCAAGUCGCAAACAACGUGCUAGUGUUGGCAUUGUCAACUGGCCGUAUUCUCCGAAUUGAUCUUGAUACCCCUGAAGACAUUGAUGACAUCGACCUCCCCAAGAAGUCCUCAGAGACCGGUCUGAUUCGACGCAUGUUUUUGGAUCCCUCGGCAUCUCAUCUGAUUAUCAAUACGACGCUCGGCGAGAACUACUACCUUCACACCCAGUCGCGACAGCCUAAGGCCUUGUCCCGGUUAAAGGGCGUAUCGAUCGAGAGUAUUGCCUGGAACCCUUCUCUGCCCACUGCAUCGACACGCGAGAUCCUUCUGGGAACAACCGAUGGCAAUGUCUACGAAACCUACAUCGAACCAUCCACGGAGUUCUAUCGGCGCGAGGAGAAGUACGCCACUGCGGUCUACAAAGUCCCAGAAGCCUCGCCAGUCAUUGGAAUAUGCGCCUCACCAGUGCCUGCAAGGCCUGAACAGAGGAGGGUCUUGGUCGCGACAUAUGGAAAGUUGAUACACUUUUUGGGUCGCGUGGGAGCCACGAAACAAGGGAGGGAAGGCGGCGGGUCCAUAUACACGGAGAUUUUCCAGCGCGAGACGCCUGUGAUUCAGGAUGGCUCGAACCCAUCGGCAUCUGCGCCGUCUGGCCUGACGGUUUCCUCUUCUUCCGGAGGCCACCAACCCGAAGGAUCUACGGAUAUGGAGUUCGCAUGGUUGAGUGCGCAGGGGAUCUACCACGGACAACUGUCGUCUGAGGCCCCAUUCGAUCACGCGAGUUUGCUUCCUCGCUCGAAAUACCCCGCCUCUCAAUCUGCUCGCGGGGGCAGGAAAAUGAUCCAGGAUCCGAUCUCCUCGAUGACAUUGUCCCAGUGGCACGUGUUGGCUCUGGUUGAAGGUCGAGUGGUUGCUGUGAACCGCCUGAGCGAGGAAGUUGUGUAUGAUCAAGCUGUCUUGGAGCCUAAACAAAGUGCUCUGGGUCUGCUGACGGACCUGACACAAAGCACAUACUGGCUGUUUACUGGGCAGGAGAUUUUUGAAGUCGUCGCUAAUGACGAGGAUCGCGACGUGUGGAAAGUUCUUUUGAGGGAAAAGAAAUUUGACGAAGCGCUUCAAUAUGCUCAUAGCCAAGCACAGCGUGACGCUAUACUGACUGCGUCCGGUGAUUACCUUGCUGCAGGUGGCAAUUUCCUCGAGGCAGCCAAAGUCUGGGGCAAAAGCAGCAAAGGCUUUGAAGAGGUCUGUUUGACAAUGGUGGACAACAAGGAAUAUGAUGCUCUGCGGAAGUAUCUUCUGUCUCAGCUAUCUACGUAUAAGAAGGCGUCUGUCAUGCAGAGAAUCAUGGUUGCAAGCUGGCUCGUGGAGCUUUUCAUGUCGAAGCUGAACUCUCUUGAUGACAACAUUGCUACCAAAGCCGAGUUGACCGAGGGGGCGACAACCGGUGAGAUCAAGGAUCAACUGGGCAGCGUACGAGCCGAAUUCCAGGAUUUUGUGACCAAGCACAAGGCGGAUCUGGACAAGAAAACAGUCUACGACAUCAUCAGCAGCCACGGUCGGGAGGAAGAGUUGCUCUUCUUUGCAACCGUCACCAAUGACCAUAACUAUGUGUUGUCCUACUGGAUUCAACGAGAGAAGUGGUCAGAGGCUUUGAACGUCCUGCAACGGCAGAGCGAGCCCGACAUCUUCUACAAGUACAGCAGUGUCCUCAUGACCCAUGCUGCUACUGAGCUCACUGAUAUUCUUAUGCGGCAGACGAACUUGGAACCCGAAAGACUCAUCCCUGCCUUACUGAACUACAACAAGACUGCCAGUGUCUCUCUCAAUCAGAACCAGGCCGUUCGAUAUCUGAACUUCAUCAUUGUCAACCACCCCAACCCCUCCGCCGCUGUUCACAACACACUUAUUUCUAUUCAUGCCUCCAGUGGAUCAGCUUCGGAAGCUGGACUACUCACUUAUCUUCAAUCGCAAUCAUCCUCGCCACCCCCGUACGAUGCAGACUUUGCUCUCCGACUUUGUAUCCAACACAAGAGGGUCCAAUCAUGCAUCCACAUUUACAGCGCUAUGGGUCAAUACCUUCAAGCAGUAGAGCUCGCCUUGGAGCACAAUGACAUUGAGCUUGCGGCUAUUGUCGCCGACCGUCCAGAGGGCAACAAAAAGCUACGCAAGAAAUUGUGGCUUCUCGUCGCGGAGAAAAAGAUUCGCCAACCCGGCACAGGAAUCAAAGAUGCGAUGGAGUUCCUCCGCCGCUGCGAGCUUCUUCGCAUCGAGGACCUCAUUCCCUUCUUCCCAGACUUUGUCGUCAUUGACGACUUCAAAGACGAAAUCUGUACCGCGCUGGAGCACUACUCGCGUGACAUUGACGCUCUGCGACAGGAGAUGGACAACUCUGCGCAAACAGCUCGACAGAUUCGAUCCGAGAUCGCUGGCCUGGAUUCCCGCUAUGCGAUUGUGGAACCCGGCGAGAAGUGCUGGAUCUGCUCGUUGCCUCUUUUGAGUCGCCAGUUCUUUGUCUUCCCCUGUCAGCAUGCCUUCCACAGUGACUGCCUGGGCAAGGAGGUGUUGGAAGGUGCCGGGGGUAAGAAGAAGUACAUUCGCGAUCUGCAAGGGCAGCUUAGCAUUGGCGACGUCGCUCCGUCGCGACGGGAGGAGAUUGUUAAGGAAUUAGAUGGACUGGUUGCUGAAGCUUGUAUCCUGUGCGGUGACCAUGCCAUCAAGCAAAUCGACAAGCCCUUCAUCACAGCCUCGGAUACAACAGAUGAAUGGGCUUUGUAA